Molecule: messenger RNA, 1714 nt
Organism: Mytilus californianus (California mussel)
Lineage: Eukaryota; Metazoa; Mollusca; Bivalvia; Mytilida; Mytilidae
Product: protein rogdi-like
Exons: 12
Coding region: 96-950 (284 amino acids)
Cellular component (GO): RAVE complex
Source: RefSeq, a predicted model, not a curated record
AUCGAUGUAAACUCUGAAAAGUCGGAAAACAGGUUCGUGUUGCAACAGAGAGAGGUAAAUCAAGGGAAGUAACAAGUUAAUCACACCUAUCAAGAAUGGAGGAAGAAGCAGAAGUGCUGAGGAAAGAGCUGAAAUGGAUACUAGAAGAUCAGGUUCAUAAAGUUUUGCAAGAGGUUCAACAUACUUUACAGGAAUGUAGUCGAAGGUUCCCAAUACGAUGUGGUUUAGAUGAAAAUAAAAGUUUAGUUGUGCCUCACAGAAUUCUUCUUUCUAGUCCCAACAAUAUUAUAGGGUAUGUUAGGGACCAUCCAGUGUGCAGUUUUUGGAGCAUUGGUUGGCCCUGCCAACACUUCCACUUUGGUGGGAGUACUAUAAAGUGUGUUGUCACCUUACUUGGAGAUAGUAUCUGUGAUGCAGACAUCAACUUCAAGCACAAACAAGCCAAAGACCAUCACAACUUUAAAACUACUAUCAAUCCUGAAGUCAGCUGGAAAUUACAACAGAUCCAGGAUGCUGGAAACUAUUUAGUAAAAGCCAUGUUUUCACUCAAUCAAAUAGACAAAGAUCAUGUGUUCCAUUCUGCAAAAGAAGUUUUUCUGCUUUUAGAUGAGCUGAUUAGCAGUUUAAAUCAGGGUAGAUCAUGUCUGGCUUAUCCUAAAAGAAAAUCCAUUGAAGAUAUUAUAUACAGUAGAAAUAUGCAAAUUUUAGUCCCACCGGUGCCAAAUGAUACAGCGUUAAGUUUUUACAUCCAUUCUUCCAAACUUAUUAUGUCUUUGUAUAGUAUCAACAUGUCAUCACAAGGGAGGACAGAAAUUACUUCAAGGCAGCAGAUAGAGUGUACAGUUCAAUGGUUAAAUGAAGCAGUGAUGUUAUUUACACUUGCCUUACAACAAUGUCAGCAGCUCAAAGAUAAGAUCUCAAUUUUAAAGCAGUAUGAAGAAGUAUCAUGAUAAUAUUCCAAGGGAGAUAAUUCUGCCAUUAUCUGUGAUUUCUAAGCCUGUGAUGACCUGAUGUGUUUGCCUUAUUUCAUCAGUGUGCAGUUGUUAUUACGUAUACGUGUUGAGAAUGGAAGUUUGUUCAUCGUGUAGUCAACCCAGAACAUACAGAAUACUUAUUUAAUCAGACAUUAUAACCACAAAGUCCCAUAUCCAAUACUUUGUCACAUAGUACCAUGGUUGUGUAUAGAUUUAUGCUAAAUUAUUAACAUUAGAAAGUAUUUCCAGAUGUGCUCCAUUUAAUGUAAAAGUACAAAAAUUUUCAAGAAUUGAGAUCUGGUUCUGUAGUACCCUCAUUACACCCUGUCUUCAUAGAAAAUUCUGUCUUAUUAACAAUAUUUCACACACACAGAAAUUUCAUUACUUUCUUUACAUUGUAUAAUGUCAGCAAAGACACUGAUUUUACAUUGAUUAUUCAUACCAAUUACUUUGAUUAUUCAUACUGUGAUUAUUCAUACCAAUUACUUUGAUUAUUCAUACUGUGAUUAUUCAUACCAAUUACUUUGAUUAUUCAUACUGAUUUAAUAAGAACACUUCAAUACUUUAUAGAAUAAUCAAGAGUUAUAAUUCCAAACUUGUAGCUGGGAAUAGUUAAUAUACAUAGAUCCUGGAGGGAUUAAAAAAGGGUGUGUUCAGUUGUUGUAGAUAUCAAAUUUGUUUUCUAUGUUUGAUUAAAAAAUUAUGUUAUUUAUGCAAAUAAUAAAAAAAUAUUCACAAUA